Molecule: messenger RNA, 314 nt
Organism: Toxoplasma gondii ME49
Lineage: Eukaryota; Apicomplexa; Conoidasida; Eucoccidiorida; Sarcocystidae
Exons: 3
Coding region: 96-314 (72 amino acids)
Source: RefSeq, a predicted model, not a curated record
CGCAACAGGCUUCCGAGAAGAUGUGAAGAGAAAAACUUACCGGCGGAAGACGCAGACGUCUAAGCGGUGCACCGGGUCUUCCAUUCUUAGUCAAUAUGCUUCAUCAGCGAAAUGUUUUACCAUCUCCUUUGCACAAUACCCCCGCGAAUACUGGUGGAAAAUGCGCGGAACUAAGUCACUGUGGUGACGUUGUUGCCGAACUGCGCGGAGAACCAAAGAGAAGGACGUCGAAGCAAGCAUCGGUCCUUCACCUAGGAGCUUAUCGCCUCCAAUGCAAUACCUCUCACAUGUCAUCGGCUGCAUCCUCAAAAUAG